Messenger RNA from Uloborus diversus, 1105 nucleotides. It is a transcript of the gene mRpL47, whose product is annotated as 39S ribosomal protein L47, mitochondrial-like. Gene Ontology annotation, biological process: mitochondrial translation. Gene Ontology annotation, molecular function: structural constituent of ribosome. The record is from RefSeq and is a predicted model, not a curated record. Gene Ontology annotation, cellular component: mitochondrial ribosome; mitochondrial large ribosomal subunit. The transcript is spliced from 6 exons. The coding region runs from base 190 to 954 and encodes 254 amino acids. Lineage: Eukaryota; Metazoa; Arthropoda; Arachnida; Araneae; Uloboridae.
CCAAAACCGUGAUAAAAACAAAUGCAAAACGUUAUGGAUAGCAAAUGUAUCAGUUAUGAACUAAUGAAUGAAGUGUUUUAAAAGCAUUCAAAGCUGUUUAUUUAAGACUUUAAAAAGCUUUGCUACACGCGUUAGCUAGUAAUAAUUUUUGUGUUGAAGUAAUAAAGAUUCUUCCAUCUGUGGUGUUUAAUGAUGAGUUUUAUUAAAGUUCUACGCUCUCAUUCCACAGUGAGGAAAAUGUGUUCGCAACUUUUGAAUAGGAAUAAAGUGUUACUGUAUCCAUGUACAGUAAAAUAUUUUGGGAAAAGUUGUCGAAGAUGGGGUUUGAUGGAAUUCUUUGAUGAUCCUAAAAACUUUGGAGAAGAAGAAAUAAGAAACAGGUCAUGGACUAAGGAUGAAUUGCGGAUUAAAAGUAAUGCAGAUCUUCACAAACUGUGGUUUGUCUUGUACAAAGAAAAAAAUAUGCUUUUAACUAUGGAAUAUGCAUCAAAGAAAGAAGUUGAAGCCUUUCCUAGUCCUGAAAGAAUUGAUAAGGUUGAAAUCAGUAUGGAAAAUUUAGAAGCUGUUGUUAGGGAAAGAGAUGAAGCUUACUAUUUGUUAGAAACUGGUAAAACUGGAGAAAGACCCCAUGCCUACAAAGAAGAUUAUUUUGGACGACACAAUGAAGUUCCGCUAGAAGAGCAUCUUAUACCUUUAAAAGAAAACAAGAAAUUUCUAGAAGAAGAUCUCUUUCCAACUAUGGAGACUGUAAAUCCCACUGUGCCUGAAUUCCUCUUGAAGCUUCAAGAAAAGGAACGAAAUCUGAUAAGAGCACAGAAGAGGAGAGACAGAAUGCAUAUUAAGGAAAUAUUCAAAGCCUUCCCUAAUUUAGAUAUGGAAGCAUUACAAGAAGAAUAUCCGGACAUAGAUGUAUAUGCUUAUAAAAAAUAUUUAGAGGAUAAUGAUAAAAUUUAACUCAUGUACUCAGAACUUUCCUCGGUCCCAUGGAGAUGAGAUUUUGUAGUUUUUUAAAAUUUUCAGAAUCACAUAUUGUUCAGUCAUCAAUAUAUGAGAAAAUUUUGUUUGAAUGUGAAACAAUGAUGAAUGCGAAAUGUUUGAAAUAAAG